AUGUGUGACUUUACCUUUAAAAUAUCUAGUUUUGGUGACUUUAACGUGGAGCAUGGUGGCAGGACGUGUAUAUGGGACAGACUGCGAAUCCAUGAUGGACCAAACAUCUCCUCUCCGGUGAUCGCAACUCUCUGUGGUUCGUCUGUUGGUCCCGUCAUCACAGCAGGAAGUUCUGCCUUCGUGGAAUUCUACAGCGACGAGUCGGUGACUGAUUCUGGAUUUGUCGCCAGCUUCACUGCCUGGAACGACACUUUUACAUGGAACACAACAACGCAGUACAGUACGUUUGCAGUAACGACACCAACACCCAGGCACUGUGGUAACCCAACUGUCUUAAGUGGUAACUCUGGCAGAUUCACAUCUCCAGGUUACCCAGGCAACUAUCCGAACAACGUUUACUGUUCUUGGCAGAUAUCCGUCAGUACUGGCUACGUGGUCGCCAUCCGGUUCAUUUCAUUCUCUCUAGAGAGUGCGACAAACUGUCGUUAUGACUCUCUGGAUGUUUAUGACGGAUCAAGCACAUCUGCACUACAAUUGGCCAGACUCUGUGGUUCAUCUGCCCGAACAAUCUUCACAACCGGCCGGAACGCCUUUGUGGUCUUCCGUACAGACGGGUCGGUGACAGAAUCCGGAUUUUCUGCCAACUUUACCGCAGAGAGAAGAACAUGGUACAACACAACACCGGCAGCGCAAAACAGUUCGUUUGCAGUAACGACACCAACCCCCGGGCAAUGCGGUAACCUAACGGUCCUGAGUGCUAACUUUGGCAGAUUCACAUCUCCAGGUUACCCAGGCAACUAUCCGAACAACGCUUAUUGUUCUUGGCAGAUAUCCGUCAGUACUGGAUACGUGGUGGCCAUCCGGUUCAGUACAUUCUCUCUGGAGAAUGAAACAAACUGUGGUUAUGACUCGCUGGUUAUUUAUGACGGAUCAAGCACAGCUGCACUACGUUUGGCCAGACUAUGUGGUUCAUCUGCCCCAGCAAUCUUCACAACCGGCCGGAACGCCUUUGUGCUCUUCCGUACGGACGGGUCAGUGACAAGAUCCGGAUUUUCUGCCACAUUUACCGCGGAAACAAGAACAUGGUACAACACAACACCGGCAGCGCAAAACAGUUCGUUUGCAGUAACGACACCAACACCCAGGCACUGUGGUAACCCAACUGUCUUAAGUGGUAACUCUGGCAGAUUCACAUCUCCAGGUUACCCAGGCAACUAUCCGAACAACGUUUACUGUUCUUGGCAGAUAUCCGUCAGUACAGAUUACGUGGUGGCCAUCCGGUUCAGUGCGUUCUCUCUCCAGAAUGAAACAUACUGUGGUUAUGAUCACCUGGUUGUUUAUGACGGAUCAAGCCCAUUUGCACCACAUUUGGCCAGACUAUGUGGUUCAUCUGCCCGAACAAUCUUCACAACCGGCCAGAACGCCUUUGUGGUCUUCCGUACGGACGGGUCAGUGACAGAAUCCGGAUUUUCUGCCAACUUUACCGCAAAGAGACGAUCUUGUCGGUCGGACGAGUUCCGGUGUGACAAUUUGGAAUGUAUACCGUUCUCGGCAAGAUGUAACGAUCGUAUGGAUUGUCCUGAUUGGAGCGACGAAUCAAACUGCAUUCACACCUUUGAAGGAGCAUGUGACUUUGAUGAAGAUCAGUGUAACUCUAGAACAACUGCCUCGAGGAGUUUCCGGUGGUACCGACACUCUGGUAGAACAUCCUCCUCCUCUACGGGACCAUCAUCAGACCAUACAAGUGGAUAUGGGUAUUAUAUGUACACGGAAGCUACGUAUGGUAGUACUGGUUCGACGGCCAGUUUAACGUUUCCGAUCAUUCGCUCUGCCGGUCAGCACUGCCUGUGGUGGUUCUACCACAUGUAUGGGGCGACCAUGGGCACACUGAACGUCUAUGUGUCCCAACCUCAGUAUCCUGAUGUUUUAGUAUGGACAAGGUCUGGAAAUCAAGGAAAUCAAUGGCUACCUGCUUCAACCUCUAUUUCAAUAAAUGCUAGUGUAUUUCAGGUUCGCUAUGAAGGCGUAAGAGGAACCAGCUAUACAGGUGACAUGGCGAUUGAUGACAUCGAUGUGGAAUCUGGUCCCUGUCCACCUUGUCGACCUGACCAGUUCCAGUGUAACAAUACCGAGUGUGUGCCUCUCUCAGCCAAGAACAAUGGCCAUCCUGACUGUCUAGAUUGGAGUGACGAAACAAACCGCACGACCUUCCCUAUUGUAUGGGAGCCGUUCAACUUUACGUAUGGCAACAGUUGCACAAGCUGUACCGGUGAGCGUUUUGUAAGGAAAAGCAACUACACCUACGGAGGUCAGAGUCUGUAUGUCGGUGUUGUUUUGUGCUCGCUGACUCAGUACAAGAUAUUUCUGAGUGACAACCUGAACGGGACGUUCCAAAAUAUAGGCGAUGGUGCAGGGCACGGUCAGGACCACUGUGAGCUUGUUGGAGCUUCAUCAGAUCCCCCAUCCUCGUCACUGGAUCCAGAUUAUCAAACCUGUAGUGGAACAGGUUAUUGGCGCUAUCGCCGUGAAGACAAUUUCACGAAGGGAGCCAUCGGUUAUAGAUCGGAAAAUAGCAUCACGUGGUAUGGACGCUGGUACGAGUGCGGUGUUACAAUACCUGAAGACCGAGACGAGGAUGGCUGGAGUUGUAACUUUAAUACAGACCAGUGUAACUCCAUGGUGACUGGUACAAGUGGUGAAGGAGGUUUUCGGUGGAUUCGGCGCUCAACUAACAGUCCCGAUGAACAUGGUAUCCGACUUGUUGGCGGAAAUUCUACCAAUGAAGGCAGAGUUGAGGUGCUCUAUAACGGACGAUGGGGGACCGUCUGUGACGACCAUUGGGGGCUGGAUGACGCUCACGUGGUCUGUCGUCAGCUGGGAUUUCGCGGUGCAACAGCGGCUCCUCGAGUAGCAGCCUUCGGUCAGGGGUCUGGGCCGAUCUGGCUGGACAAUGUAAACUGCGAUGGGUCCGAGACAACCAUUUCUGACUGUGGACACAACGGUUGGGGAUCACAUGACUGUGGGCACUAUGAAGAUGCGGGAGUUGUUUGUGAACGUGCUGUCGCCCAGUCGAUUCCACCUCGACAAGGAUUUUUUAUGCUAGCGCACGGUAGAUUUGGAUCUUCUAAUGCAUCUGCCAGUUUGAAGUUGCCUAUCAUAACCUCCGACGGUCAGCACUGCCUGCGGUGGUCCUAUUACAUGUACGGAUCUGACAUGGGAACACUGAACGUCUUUGUCUCACAACCUCAGUAUUCUGAUAUGUUAGUGUGGACAAGGUCUGGAAACCAAGGAAACCAGUUGCUGUCAGCUUCAACCUCAGUUUUCACCAAUACUACUGUAUUUCAGAUUCGGUUUGAAGCUGUGAUAGGACCUGGUUACGACAGUGACAUGGCGAUUGAUGACAUUUCUAUAAGAUCUGGUCCCUGCACUUCAGCUAACUGUUCCGAUGAUCAGUUUGCCUGCUGGGACGGAAGUUGUAUUCCCACAAACCUGACGUGUGAUGGUAAUUCUGACUGCCAUGAUGGGAGUGACGAGGUCUUUUGUGAUCUUGCGCCAACACCUGGUGUGAAUUGUGGUAAUCCUGAUGUACUGAGUGGAAACAUCGGCAGCUUUACAUCACCAGGCUACCCUAACAACUACCCUGACGACGCCUUAUGUUCGUGGCACAUAUCUGUCAAUACCAGCGAAGUGAUUGCUAUUCGUUUUAAUGUCUUAGACCUACAUCGCUGCUACGAAGAUUUUUUGACCAUAUAUGAUGGCUCAAACACAACAGCGCGUCAAUUAGCCACCCUUUGCGGUUCAAACGGCCGAACGAUCUACACAACCGGCAGAAACGCCUUUGUGGUCUUCCGGUCGGACGGGUCGGAGACAAGAUCAGGAUUUUCCGCCACGUUUGCCGCCGAGAGAAGACCUUGUCAAUCUAACGAGUUCCGGUGCAACAGUUCGGGGUGUGUACCACUCUCGGAUAGGUGUAACGGCCAAGCUGACUGUCUGGAUGGAAGUGAUGAACAUAACUGCACUUGUCGACCUGACCAGUUCCUUUGUGACACCUCGAGAUGUAUAUCACUCUCCUCAAAAUAUAAUCUCCACCCUGACUGCCUAGAUUGGAGCGACGAAUUAAACUUCAGUAUUGUAUGGGAGCCAUUCAACUUUACUUACGAUACCAGUUGCACCAGCUGCGCCGGUGAGCGUUUUGUAAGGCCAAGCAGCUACACCUACGGAGGUCGGAUCCUCUAUGUCGGUGUUGUUUUGUGCUCGCCGACUCAGUACAAGAUAUUUCUGAGUGACAACCUGAACGGGACGUUCCAGAACAUUGGUGACGGGUCAGGACACGGUCAGGACCACUGUGAGCUUGUUGGAGCUUCAUCAGAUCCUCCGUCCUCGUCACUGGAUCCGGAUUAUCGCACAUGUGGUGGAAUAGGUUAUUGGCGCAAUCAUCGCGGACACAAUUUUAUCUACGGAGUAAUCGCUUUCGGACGGUACUAUGGACGCUGGUACCGGUGUGGCGUUACAAUCCCUGAAGGCCGUGACGAGGAUGGCUGGAGUUGUCACUUUGAUGUAGAUCAGUGUAACUCCAUGGUAACUGGUACGGGAGAUUUUCGAUGGGUUCGACGCAGUGGUAGUACACCGUCAUCGUCAACAGGACCGCCAGCAGACCAUACAGAUGGAUCUGGAUAUUACAUGUAUACGGAGGCCAAUUAUGGUAUCCCCAAUGCUACUGCCAGUUUGAAGUUGCCUAUCAUUCGUUUGGACGGUCAGCACUGCCUGCGGUGGUUCUACCACAUGUAUGGAUCUGACAUGGGAACACUGAAGGUCUAUGUCUCCCAACCUCAGUAUUCUGAUAUGUUAAUAUGGACAAGGUUUGGAGACCAGGGAAAUCAGUGGGUGCCGGCGUCGGUGUCAUUUUAUAGCAAUGCCAGUUUAUUUCAGAUCUUGUUUGAAGGUGUAAAAGGAGCUGGCAUCACAAGUGACAUGGCAGUCGAUGACAUUUCUUUAACGUCUGGUUCUUGCACUUGUGGACCUGACCAGUUCCAGUGUAACAAUUCGCAGUGUGUACCUCUCUCAGCGAAGUGUAACGGCCAUUAUGACUGUUUUGAUCGGAGCGACGAAGCAAACUGCACUCACGCCCUUGAAGUCGCAUGUGACUUCGAUGAGGAUCCUUGUAACUCUAAGACAACUGCUGUGGGACGUUUUCGGUGGCUUCGAAACUCGGGUAGUACCCCAGCCUAUGGAUCAGGACCAUCACGAGACCAUACAGAUGGAUCUGGGUUUUAUAUGUACACGGAUUCUAGAUAUGGUUCUUACAGUGCCUUUGCCAGUUUGACGUUCCCCAUUAUCCGCUCUGCCGGUCAGCACUGCCUGCAGUGGUUCUACCACAUGUACAGUGCAUCUCGAUAUAGAAUGGGAACACUGAACGUCUAUGUCUCCCAACCUGAGUACGCUGACAUGUUGGUAUGGACAAGGUCUGGAAGCCAUGGGAAUCAGUGGCUAUCAGCUUCCUUUCCCAUUUUGCCAAAUGACACUGUAUUUCAGAUUCGCUUUGAAGGCGUAACACGAUGGAGUUAUUACAGUGACAUGGCGAUCGAUGACGUUUCUGUAACACCGGGCUCCUGCCCUUGUCGGCCUGGCGAAUUCCGAUGCAGCAACGAACAAUGUGUUCCGCUGUCUGAGAAGUGCAAUGGUCAUCCUAACUGUCUAGAUUGGAGCGACGAGACUAAUUGCACAAUCGACCCUAUCGUAUGGGAGCCAUUUAACUUCACUUACGACGACAGUUGCACAAGCUGUACCGGUGAGCGUUUCGUAAGGAAAAGCAACUACACCUACGGCGGUCGGAUCCUCCAUGUCGGUGUUGUUUUGUGCUCGCCGACUCAGUACAAGAUAUUUCUGAGUGACAGCCUGAACGGGACGUUCCUGAACAUUGCCGAUGGUGCAGGACACGGUCAGGACCACUGUGAGCUUGUUGGAGCUUCAUCAGAUCCUCCGUCCUCGUCAAUGGAUCCAGAUUAUCGCACCUGCAGUGGAACAGGUUAUUGGCGGUAUCGUCGUGAAGACAAUUUCACCAUUGGAGACAUCGGUUAUGGAUCGGAAAACAGCAUCACGUGGUAUGGACGCUGGUACGAGUGCGGUGUUACAAUACCUGAAGACCGAGACGAGGAUGGCUGGAGUUGUAACUUCAAUACAGAUCAGUGUAACUCCAUGGUGACUAGUACAGAUGGUCAAGGAGGUUUUCGGUGGAUUCGGUCAACUAACGAUACCGAUGGAUAUGGUAUCCGACUUGUUGGCGGAAGUUCCUCCAAUGAAGGCAGAGUUGAGGUGUUCUAUAACGGACAAUGGGGGACCGUCUGUGACGAUUCUUGGGGGCUGAAUGAUGCUCACGUGGUCUGUCGUCAGCUGGGAUACACCGGUGCUACAGCAGCUCGUGGGUCAGCAGCCUUCGGUCGGGGGUCUGGGCCGAUCUGGCUGGACGAUGUGGACUGCAGUGGUUCCGAGACAACCAUUUCAGACUGUAGACACAGAGGAUGGGGAUCACACAACUGUGGGCACUAUGAAGAUGCAGGAGUUGUUUGUGAACGUGCUGUCGCCCAGUCGAUUCCACCUGGACAAGGAUUUUAUAUGCUAGCGCAUGGCAGUUUUGGAUCUUCUGAUGCAUCUGCCAGUUUGAAGUUGCCUAUCAUAACCUCCGACGGUCAGCACUGCCUGCGGUGGUCCUAUUACAUGUACGGAUCUGACAUGGGAACACUGAACGUCUUUGUCUCACAACCUCAGUAUUCUGAUAUGUUAGUGUGGACAAGGUCUGGAAACCAAGGAAACCAGUUGCUGUCAGCUUCAACCUCAUUUUUCACCAAUACUACUGUAUUUCAGAUUGGGUUUGAAGCUGUGAAAGGUCCUGGUGACGACAGUGACAUGGCGAUUGAUGACAUUUCUAUAAGAUCUGGUCCCUGCACUUCAGCUAACUGUUCUGAUGACCAGUUUGCCUGCUGGGACGGAAGUUGUAUUCCCACAAACCUGACGUGUGAUGGUAAUUCUGACUGCCGUGAUGGGAGUGACGAGGUGUUUUGUGAUCUUGCGCCAAUAACAGCACCUGUUGUGAAUUGUGGUAAUCCUGCUGUACUGAGUGGAAACAUCGGUAGCUUUACAUCACCAGGCUACCCUAACAACUACCCUAACAACGCCUUGUGUUCCUGGCAGAUAUCUGUCAAUACCAGCGAGGUGAUUGCUAUUCGUUUUAAUGUCUCUGACAUACAUAGCUGCCUUGUCACCAUAUAUGAUGGAUCGAGCACAGCAGCGCGUCGAUUGGACACUCUUUGCGGUUCAUACAGCCGAACAAUCUUCACAACCGGCCGGAACGCCUUUGUGGUAUUCCGUACGGGUACGGGCGGAUCGGAGACAAGAUCCGGUUUUGCCGCCACGUUUGCCGCCGAGAGAAGACCUUGUCAAUCUAACGAGUUCCGGUGCAACAGUUCGGGGUGUGUGCCACUCUCGGAUAGGUGUAACGGCCAAGCUGACUGUCUGGAUGGAAGUGAUGAACAUAACUGCACUUGUCGACCUGACCAGUUCCUUUGUGACACUUCGAGGUGUAUACCAAUCUCAGCAAAAUGUAAUCGCCACCGGGACUGUCUAGAUUGGAGCGACGAACUACUAAACUGCACAUGGGUGCCGUUUAACUUUACGUAUGACAACAGUUGCACCAGCUGUACUGGUGAGCGUUUUGUAAGGCAAAGCAGCUACACCUACGGAGGUCGGAUCCUCUAUGUCGGUGUUGUUUUGUGCUCGCCGACUCAGUACAAGAUAUUUCUGAGUGACAACCUGAACGGGACGUUCCGGAACAUUGGUGACACGUCAGGGCACGGUCAGGACCACUGUGAGCUUGUUGGAGCUUCAUCGGAUCCUCCAUCCUCGUCACUGGAUCCGGAUUAUCGCACCUGUCGUGGAACAGGUUAUUGGCGCUAUUAUCGUGGAAGCAAUUUUAUGUAUGGAUCAAUCGGUUAUAAUUCCGGAUCCGGAUGGUUUAGUAGUAGUCGACGGUCUUAUGGACGCUGGUACAGAUGUGGUGUUACUAUCCCUGAAGGUCGUAACGAAAGUGACUGGAAUUGUCACUUUGGUACAGAUCAGUGCAACUCCAUUACAAGUGGUACAGGUUCAUUUCAAUGGAGACGAAACUCUUAUAGUACUCCAUUAUCAUCAACAGGACCGUCAGCAGACCAUACGAAUGGAUAUGGGUACUAUAUGUACACGUAUGCUGGAUUUGGUUUUCCCAAUUCAACUGCCAGUUUGAAGUUGCCUAUCAUUCGUUUCGACGGUCAGCACUGCCUGCGGUGGUUCUACCACAUGUAUGGAUCUGACAUGGGGACACUGAACGUCUAUGUCUCCCAACCUCAGUAUUCUGAUAUGUUAGUAUGGACAAGGUCUGGAAACCAAGGAAAUAUUUGGUGGCCAGCGUCUACGUCUGUUUUCAUCAAUGCAAGUUUAUUUCAGGUUCGGUUUGAAGGUAUCAGAGGAUCUGGCUACACCAGUGACAUGGCAAUCGAUGACAUUGAUAUAACAUCUGGUCCCUGCAUUUGUCAACCUGACCAGUUCCGGUGUAAUGAUUCACAGUGUGUACCUCUGUCAGCAAAGUGUAACGUCCAUGUUGAUUGUCCGGAUGGGAGUGAUGAAGAAAACUGCACUUAUCCGUUUGAGGGGGGUUUGAGAUGUAACUUUCAAGACGAUCAUUGUAACUUGACGAGAACUGCUACCGGGAGCUUUCGGUGGAUUCGACAAUCUGGUGGCACCCCAUCAUCUUCAACAGGACCAUUCGUGGAUCACACAAAUGGAUUGGGGUUUUAUAUGUACACGGAAGCUAGUAGUGGUUUUACUGGUGCGACGGCCAGUCUGACGUCGCCCUACAUUCGCUCUGCCGGUCAGCACUGCCUGCGGUGGUUCUACCACAUGUAUGGGGCGACCAUGGGGACACUGAACGUCUCUGUCUCUCAACCUCUGUAUCCGGACAUGUUAUUGUGGACAAGAUCCGGAGACCAAGGAAACCUGUGGUUACCGGCCUCAACAUCUAUUUCGAUCAAUGCUGCUGUAUUUCAGAUUCGGUUUGAAGGUGUAAGAGGAACUAGCUUCACCAGUGACAUGGCGAUUGAUGACAUUGCUUUAAGCUCUGGACCCUGCGCCACUUGCAAUGCGAGCCAGUUUGCCUGCUGGGACGGAAGUUGUAUCCCCACCAACCUGACGUGUGAUGGUCAUUCUGACUGCCCAGAUGGAAGUGAUGAGGUGUCGUGUAGAUGUGAGCCAAUCCAGUACAACCGCUGCAUGGGCUUGUCAUACAACCAGACAUCAUUCCCAAACAUCUUUCGGUGGCCGUCUCAAACCGCUGCUUUUCAGAAUGUGCAAUCAUUGUUCCCGCUAUACGAUCGAAUUAGGGACUGUCAUCGGGACCUGCAUGCCUUCUUGUGUUCGAUAUUCUUCCCUAGAUGUACGUCGAAUGGACAAGUAUAUCCAUGCCGUUCACUUUGUAACGAGAUCAAUGCUACAUGUGGCGCACGAGCCAAUGCCCUAAACCUGCAGUGGUACGAUUCUAUUUGUGAACUCCUUCCCGAGACCAACUGUGCUGUUCCAAAUGCGAUUCCAUCGCAAGAAUGUGGAAACACAACUGAACUAACGGGCUUCUCCGGUAAUUUUACGUCCCCUGGUUUCCCUGGCAACUACCCUAACAACGCCCACUGUUCCUGGCUGAUAACUGUGAGCCCUGACAAGAUCGUCGUCAUCAGAUUUGCAGCGUUCAACUUGGAAAGCUCUACUGGCUGUCGUUAUGACUCCCUCGCUGUGCAUGAUGGGCCGAAUGGCACUGCUCCUGUGCUCGCCAACUUCUGCGGUUCAUCAGCUAGGUCAGUCUACACCACUGGAAACAGCGCCUUUGUCAUGCUCACCAGUGAUAGUGCAGUGACGACCUCUGGAUUCCAUGCCACCUUUACUGCUGAGGAUCCCCCUCGAACAUGCUCUCCUGAAGAGUUCACAUGUUGGAAUGGGGACUGUGUCAACACGACCCUUACCUGUGACGGCAUCAGAGACUGUUCUGAUGGAAGUGAUGAAAUCGAUUGUGUGCACUUUGGGUCCAAGUGCGGUGUUCCAGCUAUACAGCCGACCUUCCCCGUAGCCCGUAUCGUCGGUGGUAACGCUGCCCGCCCGGGGAGCUGGCCCUGGCAGGUCCAAUUGUUGCGUUAUGGCUCAUUCCACUGCGGCGGUAACCUCAUCCACCCUCUCUGGGUCCUAACCGCUGCUCACUGUGUGGCAAAUCCUUCACCAAGCAUCUACAACGUUAUCCUGGGGAAAUAUAACAAAUUCAGUACCGAUCCAACAGAACAACGCCUGCAGAUCUCCAAGAUCAUUAUUCACAGCGGAUAUAGCCGUAACCCGACAAAUAAGGACCUGGCCUUACUGAAGCUGGCCCGACCUGUGACACUGAACCAGAACGUGUGGCCAGUCUGUCUUGUCUCGGGCCCAGGAGCCGAUCCUCCCGAGGGAACCAGCUGUGUCACUACGGGAUGGGGAAGUACUCAAGGCACAGGAAACGACACCGUCCUGAAGCAAGCCCGUAUCCCAUUAGUCAGCAAUGAGAAAUGUGACGACUCCACUUUGUAUGAUGGACAAAUCACCGACUUUAUGAUCUGCGCGGGUUACUAUGAUUCCGGGGGCCAUGGACCCUGUUUUGGUGAUUCCGGUGGCCCCCUUGUGUGUUUAACUGGAGGGAGAUGGACCCUUUACGGUGUUGCCAGCUGGGGGGCGUCAAACUGCGUCACACCUCACCACCCAGGAGUGUACGCCAGGGUCAGCACCAUGCGCGGCUGGGUACACCAAACAAUGGAAAACAACUGAAGAAAGAUCGCCAAUACCCGGAAUCUCUUUAAAUGAAUGAAUGAAUAAAUGACUGGCUUAUUUCAAUAACAAAAUCACAGUAGAUGACAUGCUAUUUCAGCUAUUGAGGCAUGAUUAAUUAGAAAAUUAAAAGAUUUGUUAUCUACGCUAUUAUGACACAUUUAUGUUUAGAAGAACAAAGGAGAUUAGGCAUUACGUUACUGCAAGAAACUGCAUCGCGGUGGUCCUAAGCCUAGAGGUUUUGCAUUGGAUUGAGAGAAUUUUUUUCACUAGCGUAAGUGGAUCAUUUUAAUACAGAUUGUGCAGAUUUUCUGCAUGGCUCGAUGCGUCUCUGUUACAGUGCCAUCAGAGACAGUUGGAUCCAUGGAAUAGCCAGUUUACAUAGUUCUGACCUAUCAUAAUUUUGCACUUAACGAUGAAUAAAUGUUUUGAAGCCUUAGGACUUUCAGUUCAAACAAAGCUUUAGUGAAAUUAUGGUAAAAUCCUGCCUUUUGUGAGUGCUAUAUGCUGUAAUUAGUAUUUACAGAAAUGACAUUUCUAGAGUGAUUUUUUCAUAGUUAUUACUGUUUUAGUUAAAAAAAUGCGUAGCUACAGCUAUAUAUUCACUAAGUAUAAUUGCAUGUAACAGCAUAGAUAGCAAUAUAAAGAUAUAAAGCACUCAUUCAAGCACUUAAACUAUAAAUUAUGCAUAGAAGUAAAUUAAUUUCAUACUUAUAGUUUAUUGAUUUGUGUAAAUGAAUUACACAAUAAACGUCUAGUGAGUCGAACCAUAGGAGCCAAUAUAGAACUUUAUUUUACCGUUCUUUUUACAAUCUAUGUUAAAGCUAAGGUUCUUCAACAACUAAAUAGUAAUGGUCAAUAACGCUUAACUAAUGCUCAGCGUACGUCUUAUAGGUGCAUACUUUGUUAGGAACUUCGGCUGGAACAAGUGGAAUAAACUAUCCUAACUGUCCCAACUGCCUCAGAUUUUUUUGUUCUAAUACUUGAUAUUUACAGUGUAAAAAGUACAUAUAAUAAAAAUACAUAAUACAUGGGUAAUUGAGCUUUAACUAAAAGAUACUGUAUUUUAGCAUCUAUUUAAACUCGUGAAAAAAGUUAAAUUAAGUCAGUUAAAUUCUGUAUGUGUCAUUUGACUACAUUGUGGAUUUCGAAAUUGUCCAGCUAAUAGAAACAGAUGAAAAACGAUGUGCCAACGUAAAAUACAAACUAGGUAUAAUCUGCAUUUUCAAAAUACAUUGAUAAUGUAUAUAUAAGGUAUAUGUGCCCAAUCAUUGGUCUAUCGCGGAACUGUAGCGACGGGCAACUUGUCAAUCGGU
Messenger RNA from Branchiostoma belcheri (Belcher's lancelet), 12176 nucleotides. RefSeq names its product MAM and LDL-receptor class A domain-containing protein 2-like. Gene Ontology annotation, cellular component: membrane. Gene Ontology annotation, biological process: proteolysis. The record is from RefSeq and is a predicted model, not a curated record. Gene Ontology annotation, molecular function: serine-type endopeptidase activity; protein binding. The coding region runs from base 1 to 10860 and encodes 3619 amino acids. The transcript has 66 exons. NCBI's taxonomy places the organism in Eukaryota, Metazoa, Chordata, Leptocardii, Amphioxiformes, Branchiostomatidae.